AUGGAUUCUGAGUGCAGCAUUAGGAGGGGCAGCGCUAGAAUGGCGUUGCCAAUAGACCUGAAUCAGGCGCCGAUACCGUCUCCGCGGGAGGCGGGUGACGGCGCCGAUGUGGGGGCUGCUAAUGUCUCCAUCUGUACGGUUUGCCGCAAGGGAGUCCCAGUUGGGAGGAUCCCCGACAGGAUGACGGAGGAGCAGCGGCGGGAUUUCAAGUGCUUCCGCUGCUUGCUGAAGAACAACGGCGCGGGAAGUAGCGGUGCCGGAGGUGGGGCGGGCCGUUUCGACAUCAACGCCUCGCCACCGCGUGAGGCAGAGGAUGGCGGUGAUGUCGCAGUUGGGGUCGGCCGUGAUGGGAAUGGUGGUGGCAAAAUACAGGGUUCCUCUAGCCAUCGUGCCACCAGAAGACAGAUAAAUCCUGUCCUGGAGGAUCUGGGGCGAUAUCUUCCAAAGACCUUAUCUGUUGCGACAAAAUCCACUAAUCCUGGAUUUCACAAUUUAGAUAGGGGACUUGGACCCAAUCGAGCGAUUCCUUUUGAACUUCUUCCUAAUAGUCCAACCAUGGUGUACCUACAAACUCUUCGGGAGUAUAUUGCUGAAAGAUCAGGUGUUCUUGGCGAAGGUUGGCGUGUUGAAUUCGAAUUCUGCAACAAACGUUUCAAAACCUCUCCUGUCUAUAUUGCACCUGAUGGAAGGAGGUUCAGGUCAAAGGAGGAUGUUUCUUGCCAUUUACGAUUACCCGUGCGGUAUCAAGAUAGAGAGGCUGAGAACGGCGGCAGUAACUUAUUUCCCUUCACACAGGGUGGAUCCAAAUUUGAUCCUUCAAGGAAGGAAGCCCCAGCUUUUGUGGCAGCACAGAGCUGGAGAAGAAGACAGAAGGUAUCGAGGGGAGGUGACGAACAGGGUGUAUUGUCUGGCUCAUUGAUCAUUGGUAUUAAUGUAAGUGUGUGCUUAGACAAACUUUGUUUUACAAAUACUGCCCUUGUUCACCUUACCUUACAUGAUGGCUACCCAAUUCAGUUUCAGGAUUUUUGUCUCUUAUCAGCUGGGAAUAUUGAUCCACGACCAGCAUAUCACAAUAGUGAUCAAAUCUGGCCCAUUGGUUAUAGAUCUAGCUGGCAUGACAAGAUAACUGGUUCUCUGUUUGUAUGUGAUGUUGCAGAUGGGGGUGUUGAUGGCCCCAUUUUCAGGGUUCAGAGACAUCCCUGCACGAAGCAGCCCAUCCCAGUUGGCUCAACUAUCCUCUCAAAGCGAAAACAAGCUUCCAGCAAAGCGGAUGUCACAGUGGGGAAAGGAGAUUUAGCCUCGCUGGAAGUGUUGGAUGAUGAUAGCUUAUCCACAAUAACCCUGCUAAAUGAAGAUAGCCCGCCAUGCCUGGAAACUUGUCUCUCGACUACAAAAAAGGAAAAUGAGGCUCAUAAUUCUCGGGAAGGCAAUUAUUCAAACUCAGGUUUGGAAUUCCUUCCUCAGAGAAUGGGAAAUUUAACUGAUGAUGCUGUAGCUUUGAGUGAUGUCAUUGGGGAAUUUCAAGUCGAGGGCAGAUCAACAUCCUAUGUGUGGGAAAUGGUCUCUCAGGCCUUUUUGUAUGCUUUUCAGGAGAUGUAUAAGCAAAAGGGGGCAAUUAAGUUUUUCUGCAGCCAUGAUGUUCGUGGCAUGAAGGUUGUAAACCUGGAUAUUGGUGAUGCUUUGUUGAGAUAUUGCUAUAUUGACACUCUUAUCAGCAUACCUCCUGUGGUUCAGAAUGAAAACGAGUUUAACAUGGCUUGUCAAAUGCUCUUGACGUGGUUGAACCAGGACAGGUUUGGACUAGAUGCUGAUUUUGUCCAAGAGAUACUUGAACGACUUCCUGGAGCUACUGUGUGCUCGGAGUAUAAAAGUCUGAACAAUAGAAAGCACAGUACAGGCCUGCAAACAGUUGGAAGUGGGUUUUUGCAGGCCGAAAGGAAAAAUGUCUCUGGAAGUUCAAAGAAUGCUAAAUUAUAUUGCACAGGAAGCACUUUUAAGCGGGAUCCUUGUCCUACUGGCAAGCCACUUAACUCACGGCUUCCUUCGUACUUGAUGGGAGAUGCUUUGCAGGUGUGGGAGCUUGCCUGGCGUUUCCUUGAGGUGUUAGAGCUUGGACCACCUUUUUCUCUGCAAGAACUUGAAUCCGAACUUGUAAGCCCUUGGUUAGACAGCUUACGGUUAAAUACAAUAAAUAAAGCUGGACAACGUGAUGAUAAGGCCUCUGAAGAUGGAGAGGCUUGUCUGGGUGGAAAUGCUGGUUGCCUUUAUGCAAAGAUUGUUGGCUCUCUGCUUAAGCUGCUUGUUAGUGAGCUUUUGUCAAAAGCUGCUGUGUAUGUCUGUCCAAAUUUUGAUGCUGGAGAGUCCAAAUCGAGACGAGGCAGGAAGAAGGAUUUGGAUUGUUUGGCUGCUUUAAAGAGAUCAAAACUCGAUAUGCUGCCUGUCAAUGGAUUGACUUGGCAUGAAGUUGCGCGUAGAUACAUUUUGGCUGUGUUGUGUCUGGAUGGUAAUCUCGACUCUACUGAGAUUGCUAGCCGUGAAAGUGGGAAAGUUUUCCAUUGCCUACGUGGUGAUGGUGGAAUUCUUUGUGGAUCCCUUACGGGAUUAGCUGCACUUGAAGGAGAUGCAGUGGUUCUUGCUGAUGCUAUGAGGGAGAUAUUUGGUCCAAUGAAGGGUAAAAGUGAGGUUGUUACUGUUUGUGAGAGAGAGUCUGAUGUCGAAGGUGCGCAAACCGUUGAGGUGAACGAUGGUGUCAUUCCUGAGUGGGCUCAGGUGCUUGAACCUGUGAGAAAGUUACCCACAAAUGUUGGAGCCCGGAUCAGGAGGUGUAUCAAUGAAGCUUUGGAGAAGAAUCCUCCUGAAUGGGCUAAGAAGAUAUUGGAACACUCUAUCAGCAAGUCAGUUUACAAGGGUAAUGCAUCGGGACCAACUAAGAGAGCAGUUAUAUCGGUGCUUGAAAAUCUGGGAAAAGAAAAUCCGGAGCAAAAGGUUGAGCAGAAAGAGAAGGUUAGGAUUAAGACCAAUGUGGCUGAUUUGAUCACUAAACAAUGUCGUAUUGUGCUCCGUCGAGCUGCUGCUCUGGAUAAAGAUAAAGUUUUCUGCAAUCUGCUGGCGAGGAUAAUCUUGAAUCCUAAUGAUAAUGAUGAUGAAGGGAUUCUUGGCUAUCCAGCUAUGGUAUCUCGUCCUUUGGACUUCAGGACAAUUGAUCUCAGGUUGGCUGCUGGGGUUUAUGGUGGAUCACAUGAAGCUUUCGUUGACGAUGUUAGGGAGGUUUGGCGCAAUAUACACAAUGCUUAUGGCGACAGGUCUGACUUAGUUGACGUAGCAGAAAGCCUGUCUAAAAAGUUUGAAGAUCUAUAUGAGAAAGAGGUUCUGACUUUCGUCCACAAAAUUGCCAAUAGUUCAACCGCGAACGACUCAAGUGCUGAUGCUAUAAAAGAAAGGGAUGAUUUGCUUGUUCAGUUAUGUAAUACCUCCAUCCCUAGAGCUCCUUGGGAGGAGGGAAUCUGUAAGGUGUGUGGCAUGGACAAAGAUGAUGACAAUGUCCUCUUGUGUGAUAAGUGUGAUUCCGAGUAUCACAGGUACUGCUUGAAUCCUCCGCUUGUCAGAAUUCCAGAAGGAAACUGGUACUGCCCGUCCUGUGUUGCUGGCCAGUCUAUUACUUGCACCGCUGUGUACGCGAAUCAAAGUAGGAAAAAGAAGUAUCAGGGGGAGUUCACACGUAAGUUUCUGGAAGAACUGGCUCGGCUAGCAAAACUGAUGGAAGUAAAAGAAUAUUGGGAAUUCACAGUUGAGGAGAGAACAUUCUUCUUAAAGUUCUUAUUCGAUGACACAUUAAAUUCGGCUACCGUUUGUGACCACAUGGAGCAGUCAGCCUCCCGAACUGUUGAUUUGCAACAGAAGCUACGCUGCCUCACUUCCGAAUUGAAACUCCUGAAAUUCAAGGAAGAAGUUCUUCCUCCAGCCUUAGUAGGCAAAACAAAUUUCGGUACAUCACCGUCUCUGCUUUCCUCUGAAGAUAGCUCAAGAGGAAAACAACCUGAAAAGGACAGCAAACUUUUGCAUGGUUCGACUCAACCGGACCAUGGCCCAUCCUCAAGCGAACCUAUCGAUUGUAACAAACAGCUCGACUUUCCUCCUCCAAGGAGCGAUAGAAGCAUAAGCUCAGAUGAAACGUCGGGCCAAAGUGAAAAUGUCUUGCUCCAUGCACAGUUAUCCAUUCAGAUGCCGCCACCUGGCCAUCAUUGUCAUGACAAAGCCGAUGUUCCCUUGUCGAAAGACGACAGCCUCAAGGUGGAUGUCAUUAAGAAGGAUAUAUCUAGUCUUCAGGACUCGAUAGCUUCUGUAGAAUCCGAACUUCUCAAGGUGGGCAUCCGGAAGGAUUUACUGGGCCGGGAUUCCAGCGGCAGAGUUUAUUGGGCAUUUUAUUCUCCUGGCGCUCGUCCAUGGAUAGUAGCCUGUGGGGAUUUUUCGACUAAGGAGAGAUCUAUUGAAGAAUUUACUAGCAUUCCCGAUUCUGACAAGUGGAUGUAUUACGACUCGGAUGAUGAAAUCGAGAAACUAGUUGGAUGGCUAAGAGACGAUAAUAUCAGGGAGAAAGAAUUACGAGAGUCUAUCUUACAGAUGCAAAGCAACAAAUUGGGAGACCCCGAGUAUACUGCGAACCACAUUUUAAGCAGAGUAUCACUGAGCCACAAUGGGGAUAAAUCUUUUUCAUCUGAUUUUUUUAUGUCCAAGGCCAUUACUACAUUAGAAGAGAGAUUUAGUCCGGUUGGCAGCAUACAUAGAUGUGAGUGCCUGGAACUUUUGUGGCCGUCUAAAGCCCAUUGCUCGUCUUGUCACAACACUUUUCUUACCUCCGAUGAACUUGCAGAACAUGUCAAGGAACACUGUACAGCAGUCUCUCAGAAAAGCCCGAUAACUGAAGAUGCCUUGAAGCGCAAGAAGAUGAAAGCUUUCGCUUCACAGGAAAAAGGCGUUCUGCAGGUAUCGACGAGUGAGAAACAAAAUACUGGGCCCAGUUUCUCUGAACCAUACUUUGGCGACUGCCCGUUUAAUCUCGAGGAGAUUUUGACCAGGUUUGUUGUUCCGGGCACUGUCAAGGAUGCAGUUAACGAAAUAGGACUUAUCGGCAGUGGUGGUGUUCCAUCAUUUUUGCCGAGUGGGUCCCCUUAUUUUAGUGAUCCUGCAUUGACAUUGGGUCCUACAAGGCUGAAUGAGGCUGGUUCAAGCGAUGUGCCUCCGGAUUCGAGAAGCAAACAGCAGAUGAGCUUGAGUAAUGAGCCCAAUGUUGUGGUUGCCACAAAGGACAACAGAUUGUCAAGAGGUGCUGAGAAUAAUAGCUUGGCUGAGGAGGGAACAAAUGUCGAGAGACCCAAGUGUGGUACAUUGAAGGACAGGAGCACACUUAUCCAGAUAUCAAAAAGCAGUAUAAUUUGUGAAUCUUCGUUAAGACCGUUAGUGGGUAGAGCGUGUGAAAUUUUGAGGUCUCUCAAGGUUAAUCUACUCGAUAUGGAUGCGGCUCUACCACAGGAUGCUUUAAGAAUGUCAAGGACUAAUGAAGAUAGAAGACGUGCUUGGCGGGCCUUUGUUAAAUCUGCAAAAUCGAUCUAUGAGAUGGUUCAAGCUACUGUGAUACUGGAGGAUGCCAUUAAAAGCGAGCACUUGAGAAAUGAGUGGUGGUAUUGGUCAUCCCCCUCGACUGCAGCCAAAAUCACUACACUCUCUGCCCUUGCUUUGCGUAUAUACUCUCUUGAUGCAGCUAUCUCUUAUGAUAAACCUCUUCCGGCGGAAAUUAUGGAGUGUUUAGAUGGGGAUGUAUCUCAAGUUAAGAAUCCCGAAAACCCAAGCAGCUCGUCAACACAGAAGACACCCGAGCCAGAAUCUGCGGAGAAUCCAAGAAGCAGGAGUAGAAGUAGCAAGCGGAGAAAGAUUUGA
Messenger RNA from Striga hermonthica, 5934 nucleotides. The record is from the annotation of a GenBank genome assembly. Lineage: Eukaryota; Viridiplantae; Streptophyta; Magnoliopsida; Lamiales; Orobanchaceae.